Molecule: messenger RNA, 1315 nt
Organism: Tarenaya hassleriana
Lineage: Eukaryota; Viridiplantae; Streptophyta; Magnoliopsida; Brassicales; Cleomaceae
Product: metacaspase-3
Exons: 6
Coding region: 161-1243 (360 amino acids)
Biological process (GO): proteolysis
Molecular function (GO): cysteine-type endopeptidase activity
Source: RefSeq, a predicted model, not a curated record
AUAACAUAUUUACCAAUAACUUUAACGAUAUUCCAGAUAUGUACGAACAUAUUAUACACGACCCCUUUCACUAUAUAUAUAUAUAUAUAUAUAUAAGUUGCACUUCUUCGUUCCAUACAAAACACAGAGGAGGAGGAGAAGAAGAAGAAGAGAGAGGAAGAUGGCAAGCAGAAUGGAGGUGAGGUGCACAUGCGGCCAACGGAUGUGGACGCCGCCCGGCAUUCAAUCCCUUCAAUGCUCCGCCUGCAACACCUUCAUCCGCCUCUCCCUCUUUCCUGUCCCAGGUACCCGGUCCCGACCAUUUCUCCCACCGAGCAAACUCGUCUCGGGUUCAAACCAUGUGGGUUAUUAUUCACGUAGAUUGUCUGAAAAAGGAUCAUCAGCCGUGGAGGCAGGGGGGCGGCUUCCCUCGGCUUUCGGGAGAAAAAGAGCGGUGCUCUGUGGCUUGAACUACCGCGGCACCAGCUAUGCCUUGAAGGGUUGUAUCACUGAUGCUAAAUCCAUGAGGUCCUUCUUGAUUCACCAUAUGGGUUUCCCUCCUGAUUCCAUCCUCAUGCUCACAGAAGAAGAGCCGAGCUCGCAAAGAUUCCCGACGAAGAAGAACAUGAGAAAGGCCAUGCGGUGGCUCGUGGAGGGUAACCGAGCCGGUGACUCGCUGGUUUUCCACUUCUCCGGCCACGGUUCACGUCAGAAGGACUACAACGGGGAUGAGAUCGACGGUCAGGACGAAGCCCUAUGCCCUCUCGACCAGGAAACCGAGGGCAAGAUCAUCGACGACGAGAUCAAUCAGACACUCGUGAGGCCACUCGUCCCUGGAGCCAAACUCCACGCCAUCAUCGAUGCCUGUUACAGCGGAACUGUGCUUGACUUGCCCUUCGUUUGCCGCAUGGCCAGGAAUGGGUAUUACAAAUGGGAAGACCAAAGAUCAAUGGGGGCUUACAAGGGAAGCAAUGGCGGAGUUGCAUAUUGCUUCAGUGCUUGUGAUGAUCACGAAACCAGUGGCUACACUCCGGUGUUCACGGGAAAAAACACGGGAGCGAUGACUUACAGCUUCAUAAAGGCGGUGAAGGCCGAUCCAUCGCCUACUUACGGUGGACUGCUCAGCCUCAUGUGCUCUGCCAUACGAGAUGCCCAAAACAGCCUCUCCAACGACGGAGCCUUUGCCCAUUCCGACGAGCCCGCGGAGCCACUGCUUUCAUCCUCGGAGAAGUUCGACAUAUACAAGAAAAAAUUUGUGCUUUGAACGCUCUAUUAUAAUCAUGUUUUAAUGCAAAUAAAAUGUUGAACCUUCUACAUAAAGGCACAUUCUAUAACA